AUGGGGCAGAUGCAGAGUGAGGACGACCUGACGAACGAGGUGGAUGCACAGGUCAAUGCACUACAAAACAAGUUGAAGGGGAGGCUGAAGGAGACACAGGAUUUGAGUGACCUGAAUAAGAAGGUGUUGAAGAGUUCCAUGAAGAUUGAGAAGUCUACGGCCAAGUUGAAGGAGACGUCGAUCAAAACAAAGUGGAAAUGGUUCUACGAGUACUUGAAGUGGCUGAUUCUGGCAAUGAUUUGCAUUACAUUAUUGGCAUUAUAUCUGUUGAAAUCACUAGGCAUUAUUGGUGGUGGAGGAACAUACUAUCCAGAAGAAGAAGGAUACUACGAUAACGAUGAGAAUAACGAGAAUUAUGACAACAAUGAUAAUGCACCAGAAGGGUAG
Molecule: messenger RNA, 387 nt
Organism: Enterospora canceri
Lineage: Eukaryota; Fungi; Microsporidia; Enterocytozoonidae
Source: the annotation of a GenBank genome assembly